CUAUACCCAGGUCUGAACGCACCUUUCUCUGCAGGCCUAUUUUGUCGGCGCGCUCGUGGUCGGAGUAGGCACAGCAGGCAGAGACUGUGUGGUUGAUUGAACGGUGCACGGUUCCAUUGCAACAUAGCAGGCCCCCACGAUGGCGUUCUCGAAAGAACUUCUCCGGAAUCGCGGGAAGUUCACAGGCAUCGUGCUCCUACUCCAGGUCGUCUUCGUUGUGUUGUUCGCCAUCUUCGUGGAGUAUGAUGACAGCGCCAACGCCAGUCACGACAAACACAGCAGGGACAUCAACCUCGGAGGCUUUGACCCGAGUGACAACCCAGUGUCCGCGCUUUACCCGAUGUUCCAAGAUGUCCACGUGAUGAUGUUCGUCGGUUUUGGUUUCCUGAUGACAUUCUUGAAGAGAUACGGUUUCGGUAGUGUUGGUCUAAACUUCCUCAUAGCUGCGUUCGUCAUCCAGUGGGCGACGCUGAUGUCAGGCUUUCUCCACCUUCACCAUGGGAAGAUACUCGUCAAUAUUGUCAGCCUCGUCUCUUCCGACUUCGCCGCCGCAGCAGUAUUAAUCUCAUUCGGUGCCGUGCUGGGCAAGACAAGUCCCCUCCAACUCAUCACCAUGGCAUUCAUAGAGAUCGUAUUUUUCCAAGUGAACGAGUUCAUUGGACUCAACUACCUCAAGGCAGUUGACGUCGGUGGUUCCAUGUUCGUACAUGUGUUCGGAGCCUACUUUGGUAUCACAGUCGCCAGGAUUCUGUUCAAGGAUGAUGUCCACAAGUCAACAAAAGAGGGCUCUGUUUACCACUCGGAUGUCUUUGCUAUGGUUGGUACGGUGUUCCUGUGGAUGUUCUGGCCCAGUUUCAACAGCGCCCUGGCGCCGGGAGACGACCAGCACCGAGCUGUCAUCAACACCUACUUCGCCCUGGCUGCCUGCUGUGUCACUGCCUUCGCAGUUUCAUCUGCCUUGGACAAACACGGCAAAUUUGACAUGGUGCACAUCCAGAAUGCGACCCUCGCGGGAGGGGUUGCGGUAGGAACCUCCGCCGACAUGAUGAUCGGAAUAUGGGGUGCCAUGGUGAUCGGAGCUGUCGCUGGGACUCUAUCAGUCUUGGGUUACGUUUACAUUACGCCCUUCCUUGGCGAGCGCCAUAAAUUCCAUGACACGUGCGGCGUCAACAACCUGCAUGGAAUGCCGGGAGUUCUCGCCGCCAUUGCUGGCGCAUGCGCUGCAGCUAUGGCUAGUGUGGACCAAUACGGUCUGAGUUUAUACCAGAUCUUCCCCGCCCGAUCUCCCGGAGACAACUCUACCGCUCUCCGGGAGAUCCAGGCUAACUUCUCCGCCAUCAUCCCGGGCGACAACCGGUCUGCCAGCGUCCAGGCUGGGUUCCAACUGGCAGCAUUGGCCUUGACUCUCGCAAUUGCUAUUGUUGGUGGAAUUAUCACAGGUUUCAUCCUGAGACUCGGCAUGUGUGACCAACCAGCCGGAGACGACAUCUUUGAUGACAAGCGUCACUGGGAGGUCCCGGAUGAGGAAGAGCACGUAUUCACACGAAUCUCCAUCGGCGAAAACGGAAAGGAGCAGCAGCAGGCGUUGCUUAGCGACAAGGAAACGGAAGCUCGUGUUGCUACUAGCAGCAAGGGAACUGAAAUGGCGGAUGUCCAUGUACAGAGCACUGAUGAAGUGUGGCGCCACCGGACGCACUGAUGCAUGGCCUGUCUUUGCCGACCUUCGAUCAUCUCACUUGGGGACCUUGCAUGUCACUAGAAAUGACCCUCCACUACUAUUCCAGCAAGCGUGAUAAACUGACUACAACAUUGGUUGUGGGAUUGAAAUGGUUACCGCAUUGAUUAUAUUGGGGGCUUGACACUGACUUUACAUAUGGUUGAAAUGCCUACAAUACAACAGUGUUUGUAUGGAUGAUUGACCUGGCUAUGAAUACAAAAGCUUUGUUUGAA
This is a messenger RNA of Lineus longissimus, 1950 nucleotides long. RefSeq names its product ammonium transporter Rh type B-like. Gene Ontology annotation, molecular function: ammonium channel activity. The record is from RefSeq and is a predicted model, not a curated record. The coding region runs from base 140 to 1699 and encodes 519 amino acids. The transcript has 10 exons. Gene Ontology annotation, biological process: ammonium homeostasis; ammonium transmembrane transport. NCBI's taxonomy places the organism in Eukaryota, Metazoa, Nemertea, Pilidiophora, Heteronemertea, Lineidae. Gene Ontology annotation, cellular component: plasma membrane.